Molecule: messenger RNA, 1848 nt
Organism: Triticum turgidum subsp. durum (durum wheat)
Lineage: Eukaryota; Viridiplantae; Streptophyta; Magnoliopsida; Poales; Poaceae
Source: the annotation of a GenBank genome assembly
AUGGCAAACAGGGGCUUCGUGGGCCGAAUCUGCGCGAUCGGCCUGGCCCGCUACAAGCUCCAAACGCGCAUCUCUCCUAGCCCCCUCCCUGCCGCUCUACCACCACCGAGCCGCCGUAGAACGCAGUACCUUAGCCCCCACCACCCGCGCCCGCAUAGAUUACGGCACAGAGGCCCUGAUUGGAGUGGUAUACACAGCUUUGAGGAUUGCUAUCUUGCGCACCAGCGGUUGGCUAUUGUUGAUCCUACAUCUGGAGACCAGCCACUGUACAACGAGGACAAAACAGUUGUUGUGACGGUGAAUGGCGAGAUCUAUAAUCAUGAAGAACUGAAAGCUAAGCUGAAAUCUCAUCAGUUCCAAACUGGUAGUGAUUGUGAAGUUAUUGCUCACCUAUAUGAGGAAUAUGGGGAAGAAUUUGUGGAUAUGUUGGAUGGCAUGUUCUCGUUUGUGCUUCUUGACACACGUGAUAAAAGCUUCAUCGCUGCACGCGAUGCUAUUGGUAUCUGUCCCUUAUACAUGGGCUGGGGUCUUGAUGGGUCAGUAUGGUUUUCUUCAGAGAUGAAGGCGUUGAGUGAUGAUUGUGAGCGCUUCAUAUCGUUCCCCCCUGGGCACUUGUACUCAAGCAAAGCAGGUGGCCUAAGGAGGUGGUACAACCCCCCGUGGUUUUCAGAAAGCAUUCCCUCAACCCCUUACGAUCCUCUCCUCAUCCGAGAGAGUUUUGAGAAGGCUGUUAUUAAGAGGCUCAUGACUGAUGUGCCAUUUGGCGUUCUCUUGUCUGGUGGACUUGACUCUUCUUUGGUGGCUUCAGUUGUUUCACGGCACUUGGCAGAAACAAAAGUUGCCAGGCAGUGGGGAAACCAACUGCACACCUUUUGCAUCGGUUUGAAGGGUUCUCCUGAUCUUAAAGCUGCUAAGGAAGUUGCUGACUACCUUGGCACUGUCCAUCAUGAAUUACACUUCACAGUGCAGGAGGGCAUUGAUGCAUUGGAAGAAGUUAUUUACCACAUAGAGACGUACGACGUAACGACCAUUAGAGCAAGUACCCCAAUGUUUCUAAUGUCUCGGAAAAUCAAAUCAUUGGGUGUGAAGAUGGUUCUUUCAGGAGAAGGUUCUGAUGAAAUAUUUGGUGGUUAUCUUUAUUUUCAUAAGGCACCAAACAAGAAGGAACUCCAUGAGGAGACGUGUAGGAAGAUAAAAGCUCUUCAUUUAUAUGAUUGUUUGAGAGCAAACAAAGCAACUUCUGCCUGGGGUCUUGAGGCUCGUGUUCCAUUUCUCGACAAAAGCUUUAUCAAUGUAGCAAUGGACCUGGAUCCUGAAUGUAAGAUGAUAAGACGUGAUCUUGGCCGGAUAGAGAAAUGGGUUCUGCGUAAUGCAUUUGAUGACGAGGAGAAGCCCUAUUUACCCAAGCACAUUCUUUAUAGGCAAAAGGAACAAUUCAGCGAUGGUGUUGGGUACAGUUGGAUUGAUGGAUUGAAGGACCAUGCUAAAGCACAUGUGUCGGAUUCCAUGAUGACGAACGCCAGCUUUGUUUACCCUGACAACACACCCACAACAAAAGAGGCCUACUAUUACAGGACCGUAUUCGAGAAGUUCUAUCCCAAGAAUGCUGCUAGGCUAACGGUGCCAGGAGGUCCCAGCAUCGCAUGCAGCACCGCUAAAGCUGUCGAAUGGGACACCGCCUGGUCCAAGCUCCUCGACCCGUCUGGCCGCGCCGCUCUUGGCGUGCAUGAUGCGGCGUACGAAGAGAAGGCUCCUGCAUCGGUCGAUCCUGUCGUGGAUAACAUCUCCCGUUCACCUGCACAUGACGUCAAAAGGCUCAAAACCGCCAUUUCAGCAGCUGCUGUAUAA